Messenger RNA from Thalassophryne amazonica, 415 nucleotides. RefSeq names its product NADH:ubiquinone oxidoreductase subunit A1 (gene ndufa1). The record is from RefSeq and is a predicted model, not a curated record. The transcript is spliced from 3 exons. NCBI's taxonomy places the organism in Eukaryota, Metazoa, Chordata, Actinopteri, Batrachoidiformes, Batrachoididae. Bases 143 to 355 code for a protein of 70 amino acids.
CAAAGGUCAGUAACGAAGAAGAAGAGGUCACUUCAGGCGACAUUUUGUUAGCCUUCUAGCAAAACAAAUCGGCUGAUGUAGUUUUCGAGCACUUUUUAUUUCCUACGUUUGUUGUGGUCGUCAGCUGUUAAACGCUGACAUUAUGUGGUAUGAAAUACUUCCAGCCAUCGGCAUCAUGUGGGUGUGUUUGGUGAUUCCCGGCAUGGCGACGACACGGAUACAUAGAUGGACGAACGGCGGAAAGGAAAAGAGAGCAGUGAAAGUUCAUUGGGACUGGUAUUUGAAGGAGAGAGACAAGAGAGUGUCAGGGACUGGAAGGUACUAUGAUUCAAAGGGACUGGAAAGCAUCCGCUGAUGGGAUACAGAAGCUUCUCUAAAAAAGAAAGUUGUUUUAUCUAUAAUAAAUGAUUACAUU